GCUUUUGCCCCUAAUUCUUCUUGGUUGCAUCAAUCCAUAAACUAAAUGCAUUCCGAAACUAAGAUCAACCCUUCGUCUUAUCUGUGGAUAUGUUUUGUUUUGCCAACUCUCAUCACAAAGUAUCCAGAACUAGGCACACUACUAGAGGGAUGAACUAACUAGCUUCCAGCAGUGGUGUUACCACCUACCUUGGAAGAUGUAUGGUGCAUUUUUCCCACUAUAGGGUCUUCAGUAAAAAGUAUAGUAUCUGGUACCACACAUAAGAUACUCAAUGGAUAUUUGUUAAAUGAACAAAUGAAUGAAUAAAUGCCUCUUAAGAUACAUUAGAUUCUUUUGGAAAUCUUCCUUAUUCUAGGUUCAUGUGUCUGUGGACACGUUUUCAACUGGAUUGACUGUUUAGGUCAGUUCUUCAAAAUCCAUACUUGGGGGGGAAAAUCUCUAUGAAUGUUAAUGCAGAGCUAGCAAACAUUUAUAUAGAACAUUGCCCACAAAGCUCAAAGGAAAUUAAGCCAAAAUGAUCAAAUGCUGAUGAUUUCCCCAGGGAAGUGUCCUUGUCCUUCUACAGAGAAAUAGUCUCCAAACCUACAUUGCUAAAAUAGCCUAUCUUCCAGCGUCCAAACGUGACAGUCAAAAGAAACCAAGAAAAGGAGCGGCGCUGGAAGCUGCCUCCUUCGCAGUUCUGCGCGUGUAAAUGCAAGCAGUUUACAAGAGAUUAUCUCCUGUCUGAAUAGGAAAGAAGCCUCUCUAAUCUUCGAGUACCGAAGGUUUCUCAUUCCUCUUCCUCUUGCUCUUUCUCCUCUUCUUCAUCGGAGUUAAAACAGGAGCUCUGCUAUUCUCUGAAAUAAUUGGCGUCCGAGACGGCGAUUCUCCAUCAAGUGAUGGGAAGAGUCGUAGCUGGCCAUCUCUACGACCCCCAACAGGCUCGCGGCGACAUUACCAAGGAGGCCCUCUGCCACUCACAGCCCACAGCAGAGGCCGCCUCUGCUUUGACCAGUUGGUCAGAUAUUCUCUGUUUUGAAGAUGCAACACGCAAUCGACUUUCUGGCAGCACAGUGCAAAGUUGAGGGAAAGGGAGAAGGUGCGUGCGUGUAUGCCUGUGAGUCUCUGGAUCGGCGGCGUUGGGGCGGGCAGUAAAUAAAGGGUGGGGCCAGCGAGGGGAGGAGGAAAGCAAGGAUUGAGGGAAGCAAGAGAGCGGCUACGAUCCCACUUAACCUGCUGGAGCUCAUCCUGCUUGCUCAGAGCCCCUGCACCAACUCACCCAGUACCUUCUCUCCUUCCUCCUCUGUCUUUUCCCCUCCUUCUCUUGCUGCCCCCUCCACCCACCCCCUACUUUCGCAUCUGACCAGAGGACGAAUGAGGGAGACGUUCCUGCAAAUUGGGGCAGCAACUUUCCUCAGCUGGUCUCUUGGCUCCGGGAACAGGAGCGCGCUGAUCCUCCGCGGUCUGCGGCCCAUGGAGGAGGAGGAGGAGAAGCAAUGAUGGGCUAGCGGCAGAAGCGAGAAGCCCCGAGCAAGCCCAGCGUAGCGAGCCAGCUCCGCGUUCCCACGCCCAUUGCCUUGAUCUCUCUCCGUGGGGGAGCGCGCAGGGUGCAGACGCAGAGCAUCCCAGCGAGGAUGAGGCGGGGACCCGGACCGAGUGGGCUGCAUCUCGCCGGCGUGCGGCAGCGGCUGGGUCUCGGCAUGAAUUAAGAAGCUAGGAAGAUGGAGCGCCGCACACUCCUUGCCCAGCCCGGGCUCUGGACCAGGGACACCAGCUGGGCACUCCUCUAUUUCCUCUGCUACAUCCUCCCCCAGACUGCCCCGCAAGUACUCAGGAUCGGAGGGAUAUUUGAAACUGUGGAGAAUGAACCUGUUAAUGUCGAAGAAUUAGCGUUCAAAUUCGCAGUCACCAGCAUCAACAGAAAUCGAACCCUGAUGCCCAAUACCACAUUAACCUAUGACAUCCAGAGAAUUAACCUUUUUGAUAGUUUUGAAGCCUCACGGAGAGCGUGUGACCAGCUGGCUCUCGGUGUGGCUGCUCUGUUCGGCCCUUCUCAUAGUUCCUCUGUCAGUGCUGUGCAGUCUAUUUGCAAUGCUCUCGAAGUUCCACACAUACAGACCCGCUGGAAACACCCCUCAGUGGACAACAAAGACUUGUUUUACAUCAACCUCUACCCAGAUUAUGCAGCUAUCAGCAGGGCGGUCCUGGAUCUGGUGCUCUACUACAACUGGAAAACAGUGACCGUGGUGUAUGAAGACAGCACAGGUCUAAUUCGUCUACAAGAGCUCAUCAAAGCUCCCUCCAGAUAUAACAUUAAAAUCAAAAUCCGCCAGCUGCCCUCUGGGAAUAAAGAUGCCAAGCCUUUACUCAAGGAGAUGAAGAAGGGCAAGGAGUUCUAUGUGAUAUUUGAUUGUUCACAUGAAACAGCCGCUGAAAUCCUUAAGCAGAUUCUGUUCAUGGGCAUGAUGACUGAGUACUACCACUACUUUUUCACAACCCUGGACUUAUUUGCUUUAGAUCUGGAACUCUAUAGGUACAGUGGCGUAAAUAUGACUGGGUUUCGGCUGCUUAAUAUUGACAACCCUCACGUGUCAUCCAUCAUUGAGAAGUGGUCCAUGGAGAGAUUACAGGCUCCACCCAGGCCCGAGACUGGCCUCUUGGAUGGCAUGAUGACAACAGAAGCAGCUCUGAUGUACGACGCCGUGUACAUGGUGGCCAUUGCCUCCCACCGGGCUGCCCAGCUGACUGUCAGUUCCCUACAGUGCCAUCGACACAAGCCAUGGCGCCUUGGACCCAGAUUCAUGAACCUGAUCAAAGAGGCUCGGUGGGAUGGUUUGACUGGGCGUAUCAUCUUCAAUAAAACCGAUGGCUUGAGGAAGGAUUUUGAUCUGGACAUUAUUAGUCUCAAAGAGGAAGGAACUGAAAAGGCUGCUGGCGAAGUGUCUAAACACUUAUAUAAAGUGUGGAAGAAGAUUGGGAUUUGGAACUCCAACAGUGGGCUUAACAUGACAGAUGGCAACAAAGACAGGUCCAACAAUAUCACCGAUUCACUGGCCAACCGAACGCUCAUCGUCACCACCAUUCUGGAAGAACCAUAUGUGAUGUACAGGAAAUCUGAUAAGCCCCUCUACGGCAAUGACAGAUUUGAAGGAUAUUGCCUGGAUCUGUUGAAGGAAUUGUCAAACAUCCUGGGUUUCAUUUAUGAUGUUAAACUUGUCCCUGAUGGCAAAUAUGGAGCCCAGAAUGACAAAGGAGAGUGGAAUGGAAUGGUCAAAGAACUUAUAGAUCACAGGGCUGAUCUGGCAGUGGCUCCUCUUACCAUCACCUAUGUACGGGAAAAAGUCAUCGACUUCUCCAAGCCCUUCAUGACUCUGGGCAUCAGCAUUCUUUACCGGAAGCCCAAUGGUACCAAUCCAGGAGUCUUCUCCUUCCUCAACCCCCUGUCUCCUGACAUUUGGAUGUACGUGCUCUUAGCCUGCUUGGGAGUCAGCUGUGUACUCUUUGUGAUCGCAAGGUUUACACCCUACGAGUGGUAUAACCCCCACCCAUGCAACCCUGACUCAGACGUGGUGGAAAACAAUUUUACUUUACUAAAUAGUUUCUGGUUUGGAGUUGGAGCUCUCAUGCAGCAAGGAUCAGAGCUGAUGCCCAAAGCUCUAUCGACCAGAAUAGUUGGAGGGAUAUGGUGGUUUUUCACCCUAAUCAUCAUUUCAUCCUACACUGCCAAUCUGGCUGCCUUCUUGACAGUAGAGAGAAUGGAGUCCCCCAUUGAUUCAGCAGAUGAUCUGGCAAAGCAAACCAAGAUAGAAUAUGGGGCAGUCAGAGAUGGAUCGACAAUGACCUUCUUCAAGAAAUCAAAGAUAUCCACCUACGAGAAGAUGUGGGCUUUCAUGAGCAGCAGGCAGCAGACUGCCCUUGUGAAACACAGUGAUGAGGGAAUCCACCGAGUGCUCACCACCGACUACGCCCUCCUAAUGGAGUCCACCAGCAUUGAGUAUGUGACACAGAGAAACUGCAACCUCACUCAGAUCGGGGGCCUCAUUGACUCCAAAGGUUACGGAGUGGGAACGCCUAUCGGCUCUCCAUAUCGGGAUAAAAUCACUAUUGCUAUUCUGCAAUUACAAGAAGAGGGAAAACUGCAUAUGAUGAAAGAGAAGUGGUGGCGGGGAAAUGGCUGCCCUGAGGAAGACAGCAAAGAGGCCAGUGCUCUGGGAGUAGAAAAUAUUGGAGGCAUCUUCAUUGUUCUGGCUGCUGGACUGGUCCUUUCUGUAUUUGUAGCCAUUGGAGAAUUCAUAUACAAAUCACGGAAGAACAAUGAUAUUGAACAGAAAGGAAAGUCAUCAAGAAUUAGAUUUUAUUUUAGGAACAAAGUAAGGUUUCAUGGGAGAAAAAAACAAAGCCUUGGUGUAGAGAAGUGUCUCUCUUUCAACGCCAUCAUGGAAGAACUGGGAAUCUCACUCAAAAAUCAGAAAAAGUUAAAGAAAAAGUCAAGAACUAAGGGGAAAUCUUCCUUUACAAGUAUCCUUACUUGUCAUCAGAGACAAACUCAGAGAAAAGAGACUGUGGCGUGAUCUAAGAAAACAGCUGUAGGAAGGUUUCAGGAGGAAAAAGAAGAUGCUCGCUGCAGGUUUUUGGAGAAAGAAAUUCUGACAAGUGUGUGAUGUGUUUCCAUAUAUCUAUAAACAUAACUCUGAUUAUGUAUAUAGAUAUAGGAAAUACAAAAGUUCGAAAAGCUCACAUAGACGGAUAUUACUUGGGAAGUGGCACCAGUUCUUUUGAAAUGAAUUUCUAUGCUCACUUAUUUUGCCUUUUCUCUUUCAUCCCAAUAAAUUGCUGUGUGUGCUUUCUAACUAACAAUAAAAGAACAGGGUUUUUUUCCAGAA
Messenger RNA from Equus caballus (horse), 4862 nucleotides. It is a transcript of the gene GRIK1, whose product is annotated as glutamate ionotropic receptor kainate type subunit 1. Gene Ontology annotation, cellular component: postsynaptic density membrane; kainate selective glutamate receptor complex; presynaptic membrane. Lineage: Eukaryota; Metazoa; Chordata; Mammalia; Perissodactyla; Equidae. Gene Ontology annotation, biological process: synaptic transmission, glutamatergic; monoatomic ion transport; modulation of chemical synaptic transmission. Gene Ontology annotation, molecular function: transmitter-gated monoatomic ion channel activity involved in regulation of postsynaptic membrane potential; kainate selective glutamate receptor activity. The record is from RefSeq and is a predicted model, not a curated record.